AUGUAUGGUCGCAUAAUUUCUCCAUGGGCCCGGUAUACGCUUCCGGGCACUGGACAAAAUGCCUCCGCACCGUUUAAUACUCCUCAGGCACAGAAGCGAAAUGCGUCCACAUUGUACUAUACGGCCAGUCUUAUUCUCGGAACAGUUGCGCUCGCAUACGGCUCCGUCCCUCUAUAUAAGAUGAUCUGCCAACAGACUGGUUGGGGUGGCCAGCCCAUCCUUACCCAUCGCGGAGGAGACGCCGAUACCGCAUCUCGUGUGACGCCUGUAACAGACGCUCGUCGACUCCGAAUUACGUUCAAUGGUUCAGUCUCCGACGUUUUGCCAUGGAAGUUCACCCCUCAACAGCGCGAAGUCCGAGUACUGCCUGGUGAAACGGCCCUUGCCUUCUAUACCGCAACGAACAAGGGCCCUUCGGAUAUCAUUGGUGUUGCAACAUACAGCGUCACGCCGGGCCAAGUUGCCCCGUACUUCAGUAAGAUUCAAUGUUUCUGUUUCGAAGAGCAGAAGUUGAAUGCUGGUGAAUCUGUCGACAUGCCUGUUUUCUUCUACAUUGAUCCGGACUUCACGAAAGAUCCGCAAAUGAAGGGCAUUGACACCAUCACACUCUCAUACACCUUCUUCAAAGCGCGAUAUGAUGACAACGGAGUUCUCAAGCCGAUACCAACGAACUGA
Messenger RNA from Aspergillus oryzae RIB40, 675 nucleotides. RefSeq names its product cytochrome c oxidase assembly protein. The record is from RefSeq and is a predicted model, not a curated record. The coding region runs from base 1 to 675 and encodes 224 amino acids. Gene Ontology annotation, cellular component: mitochondrial inner membrane. The transcript is spliced from 5 exons. Gene Ontology annotation, molecular function: copper ion binding. Lineage: Eukaryota; Fungi; Ascomycota; Eurotiomycetes; Eurotiales; Aspergillaceae.